Messenger RNA from Loxodonta africana (African savanna elephant), 3830 nucleotides. It is a transcript of the gene GPX8, whose product is annotated as glutathione peroxidase 8 (putative). The record is from RefSeq and is a predicted model, not a curated record. Gene Ontology annotation, molecular function: glutathione peroxidase activity. The coding region runs from base 232 to 861 and encodes 209 amino acids. Gene Ontology annotation, biological process: response to oxidative stress. The transcript is spliced from 3 exons. NCBI's taxonomy places the organism in Eukaryota, Metazoa, Chordata, Mammalia, Proboscidea, Elephantidae.
UUUUUCUAGCUACAAUUGCAAUUGGUAUCACAAGUAAAUUGUAAUUAUUUCUAUCUCUUUGUUUCUUUCAGGAGUUUCACUCUAUUCUCUUUCUAAGAGCCUAUUUAGUCCUUAGCAGUGACAAGGGCUAGUCUGUCCGUCCUGGUUUUCCGUUAAAAUGCACCGGUUUCAAGUUUCAGCUCCUCCUUGGAAAUUCCAGCUCGCUGAGUCUUCCCUCUAGAAUCAUCCAAAAUGGAGCCUCUUACGGCAUAUCCUUUAAAAUGUUCGGGCCCCAAAGCAAAGGUAUUUGCAGUCUUUUUGUCUAUGGUUCUGUGCACAGUAUUGCUAUUUCUUCUACAACUAAAAUUCCUAAAACCUAGAAUCAACAGCUUUUAUACUUUUGAAGUGAAGGAUGCAAAAGGAAGAGCCGUUUCUCUGGAAAAGUUUAAAGGAAAAGUUUCACUAGUUGUAAACGUGGCUAGUGACUGCAAACUCACAGACAGAAAUUACUUAGCACUGCAGGAACUGCACAGAGAAUUUGGACCGUUCCACUUCAGCGUCUUGGCUUUUCCGUGCAAUCAGUUUGGAGACUCGGAACCACGCCCAAGCAAGGAAGUAGAAUCUUUUGCAAGAAGUAACUACGGAGUAACAUUCCCCAUCUUCCACAAGAUUAAGAUUCUAGGAUCUGAAGCAGAACCUGCAUUUAGAUUUCUUGUUGAUUCUUCAAAGAAGGAACCAAGGUGGAAUUUUUGGAAGUAUCUGGUCAACCCAGAGGGCCAAGUUGUGAAGUUCUGGAGGCCAGAGGAGCCCAUUGAAGCCAUCAGGCCUGACAUAGCAGCUCUGGUUAGACAAAUGAUCAUAAAAAAGAAGGAGGAUCUAUGAAAAUGCCCUUGAACCAUUCUAAUGCAAUAGUCAGAAUAGAAAUGUCUCCAUGAGGGUUUGGUCUGACAGUUAAAUGUGGCACUGAAGGUUUUGUUUUGUUUUGUUUUGUUUUGUUUUAAUUAUCUUCUGCUCAUCAGUGGUGAUAAAUGUCCCCAGGAUAUAGAUGUUACUCAAAGCAAAAAUAAAGGGUAGGCAAAAAUUCAAAAUGAAUUAUAUUAAGUACUUCAUCUGAUCACUAAAAAAUUCAGGAUACACAGUCACCAAUGGGCUUCAAUACCCUAUUGUUCAACUUAACACUUUCUAGGAUUCCACUUGAUGGCAAUGCUAACACACUAAACCACUAUUGGGAUUCAGGAACACUGCACAUGACUGAAUUUUUGAAGUAACUAACUGUUAAUGGCUAUUUUGAUAAACACAAAAUGGCUAUUUUGAUGAACACAAAAUAUUAAAAAUUUAAAACAUCUAUUACAGAUUCAUGUAGAGUUUUGUUUUGUUUUGGUAGAGUUUCCUAGUGCAUUUUACUACAUUUGGCCAAAUCAUCAUUUUUAAAUGACACUUAAUAUUUGAAAAGGCCUUCACCAGUUUCACCCUGGUGGCAUAGUGAUUAAGUGCUACGGCUGCUAACCAAAGGGUCAGCAGUUCAAAUCUACCAGGCACUCCUUGGCAACUCUAUGGUGCAGUUCAACUCUGUCCUAUAGGGUCGCUAUGAGUCGGAAUCGACUCGAUGGCAACUGGGUUUGGUUUUUUUUUUUUGGUUUCAUCAAUUUCAUUAUUUCCCUCCCUAUUAUUUUCCAGAAGCAACUCAGAUUCCACAAGUGGAAUAUUAACAGUUGAGUCACAGUCUUUAUUUCUGUGUGAAAAUCCCAAGUGUAGGAAAAAGGCCUUGGGAAUAAUAUCACUUACCUUUAUUCAGUCAUUAUGGGUUGAUUUUUGUUAGUAUAUUCAGAUUAGAUUAGCCAUCUGGAAAGAAUUCAGUGCUGCCAUCAUUCUGAUGGCUGAAAUCAUAAGAGUCAAACAGUCAAAACUCUAAUGCAAAAAGAGGAUGACUGCAAUUAUAGACUCCUGCAGUGUAAAUUGACAAUCACUGAGCAUCCUCAGGGAGAGUCACGAUAUACUUUUUCUCUCAACGUCAUGACCUUUAUAUUUUGUCAGCCUUAUAGUUAUUGGCUAACAAAGCAAUUGUGCCAAAUUGGUGCAGGGACUUUGUUACCCCACAAAAUAUUCACUGCAUAAAUGAAAUAGGUCUGGAGCAAAAAAAUAUAUAUGUGACAAUACAGUCAUGUAAAAUGCGGCUAAGAAGGAAGACCCAAUUUAAAAUACCUGUGACUUGGUUCCAAAUUUUCAUCUGAUUGGUGAAAGUGAAGAUGCUUUUUUAUGGUGAAUUCCGUUAACACCACUUCAGUGUACAGUUCUACGUAAUUGCUUUGUAGCUCUUAAGAGAAACAAAAAAUAUUUCCUGAAGCAAUUUGCUUUGAAAUGUCCAGCUACCCAGCUAUGAAUUUAUUUAAUAAGAUAUGUGGUAGGGGUGGGAGGACAGUUUCAAUCAGAGGUCAAGAUAUUUGAAAUGCCCCAAAGAAUUUACAGGGAUGUAGCACAGAGCGCCGGUGGUGCAGUGGUUAAGAGCUACGGCUGCUAACUGAAAGGCUGGCAGUUCAGAUCUACCAGUUGCUCCUUGGAAACCCUAUGGGGCAGUUCUUCUCUGUCCUACCGUGAAUAGCCUCAAGGAUGAUACAGUAUGUCAACAACCCUGGUGCUACCUCUAACCAGCUGCAUGACUUUGGGCAUGUCACUUAACUGCUUUUAUUUUUAUUACAUUUUUUUUUCCACUUAACUUUCUUUAACUUCAGUUUCCUCACCUGUACAGUUAAGGGGGUCAAAUUGAAAAGCUCCUUGCAGCUCUAAAAGUCAAUGGAAAUACCAAAGUGUUUUAAGUAAUCAGGGGAGAAAAUCUGAGGACUAACCUAGAUUGUUAGUGAAUUAUCAGAAGCCACCUAACAAACCUAUCUAUCCUUGGCAAUUUUGCCCUGAGAAACUAUUAGCAAUUUGAAUUCUGGGCCUCUAAGCAAAAUUUUGUCCCAGGGCAACUGCCUCCAAGUAUUGCUUCCAGAGCACUGUUCCAAGAGCUCAUCCCAGUGCUGGGGGGUGGGGGUGGGGGGGUAUUUGUAUAUGCUUACAUUAGGUGUGUGAGCAGACCUGUAUGUGCCAGCACUGCACAGGGAAUGUAGUCUCCUCACUGCCAGACAGACGUAAUGGAGCUGCCCUGGAGCCAACCAGGACUGUCCAGUGGACAAAAUUCAUAUGGACAUCCUGCCUAAAGUCAUGAGUUCUCGCCAAAGCCGUAUUAAGUGGAUUUCUUCACUUAUAUGUCACAAUCAUGGUUCCCUUAUUCAACUGAGAAUCCCUGCUCUCAUCUGUGCUUGGUUCUCCUCGCUUGCCCUCUGUGUAUACGAGGCAAGCAGAUGAGGUUUUCAAAGUGUGCCCAUGUAUUGGCCUGAGGGAAAGGAAAUUUGCAUGUUCUGUAACAAUUAGGCUAUGUCAGCUGAAGCAGGGAAUGGAGCAAUUUGCUGACACGCUGCCUCCGCAACUUCAGUGUCUCAGAUGAGUACCAUCAGGCAAAUGCACACUGAGAAAAAAAUGCAUCUUUCUUGAAUUGAGCAUAAUGACUUCCCUGUCGCCACAUCAAAAAGUCUGAGACAUAAACUGCUACAGGCUGCCUGAACUGAGGGGUAUGACAGAAAAAUACCAAGGGUCAGUCACAUAAAAGGGUAUUCAGCUGUUGUCCUCAUGACAAAGGAAAACAAUAAAAUCAUGUGCAUUUUAAUUGUGGCAAAUAAUUUACUGACUUGAAGUUUGUUUUGUUUUGAUUUGAGGGUGGAGGGGAGUACUUCAUUCUGACUCCUGGUCAUCAUCUCAUGGUAGAUGUCACAGUAGAGAUUGUCAGGUUGGAAUAAAUAUGCAUUUGCCUGAAA